Molecule: messenger RNA, 5725 nt
Organism: Artibeus jamaicensis (Jamaican fruit-eating bat)
Lineage: Eukaryota; Metazoa; Chordata; Mammalia; Chiroptera; Phyllostomidae
Product: PHD finger-like domain-containing protein 5A
Exons: 1
Coding region: 3895-4134 (79 amino acids)
Biological process (GO): mRNA splicing, via spliceosome
Cellular component (GO): U12-type spliceosomal complex; precatalytic spliceosome; catalytic step 2 spliceosome
Source: RefSeq, a predicted model, not a curated record
AUUAAUAUUAAUGACUAACAUAUAUAUUGUGCUAACUAUGGCCAGGCACUGUUCUGAGUGUUUCGCACAUGUCCUUUUACCCAUGCCAACAAUCCCAUCAGGUAGGCAUCAUUUUAUGGAUCUGGAAUCUUAGGCACAGAGAAGUUGGUUAAAUUACUUGCCCAAGGUAAACAGAACUGGCACCUGAACCUGUACAGUUUGGCUCCAGUGUCUAUGCUCUGAAAAGGCAUGAAAAAGUUAGGUCUUAAUGCUUUUUUAAUGUGGAAAGGCAGGUGUGAAAGACAAAUGGCAAAAACAUUCAAAUAAUGACUCAGGGCACAGUAGCUAGACAGGAGGGAUGGAGGGGGAAGUUGAGUGUGGUGCCUAUCUUUAUUUCCACUCACCAGAAAACCUAUACUCAUAAAGUAAUUCUAUUUAUACCCAUUACUAUAGUUGCAAACACUACAUGUAAUACAUUAAUUCCAAAGAUAUUUAUUGAUACUUACUGUAGUCUGGCACUGUUAUAGGUACUAGGGCUACAUUACAUUGAGUGAGUAAGUAGACAAGGUCACUACAUCCCAGUCAGAGGAAUGUGUUCUAGUGAGGGGUUAACUAGGGAGAAGAACAAACAUGGAAAUAAACAAGAUCAUUUCUGAUGGUGACAAAUGCUUUGGUAGAGAAGAAACAGGAUGAUUGGAAGGAUGUUAGUAGGGGUGACUACUUUAGAUCUGGCACGGUAAGAACUGCUUCUCUGAAGAGGUGACAUUUGAACUGAAAACUGAAUGAUGAAAGCCAUUCCUGUGAAGAGAAGGAAUGGAGACAGGGAAGUGAUCUCUAAGCAAAAGGAAGAGCCAGAGGAAAGGAGCUCCAAGACUUGCCAAAAAUAGAAAGAAAGCCGUGGAGAAUAGUAGGAAAUGAGAACUGAAGGGAAGAAAAAAGCAUGAAUACAUGGCUGGUACACACAAGCAGCUGAUGACAUGUUAACAUAUGGCUUUGAUAAAAUUAUAGUUGAAGAGAACCUAGGGCCAGGUCUUGAAGGAUGCUUUGCAGUUCUCCAUGAAUACAAGGAGGUGAAGAGAAAGUGCUUCUUGGCAGAGGGAGAAUGAUUAAAGGCAGAACCAUGCAUGCCAAGUCCAGGGGUUUGCUGCUGGUUAUUAGGUUUGGCUGGGGCAAGGAGUUCCUUUCCUGGGAGACUUGUUAAGAAAUAAGCCUGGAGGCCCAGCUCAGCUCCUUGGGGGUCACACCAAGCAGGCUGCACUCUAUUCUACAGGGACUAAAAUUACAAACCACCUAACUCAGUUUGUGUUUGGGAGUAACUUCAAAGGGUCCAUGAUGGUAUAGUACUUAAACUGUACUUUGUAAAAGAUUAUAGCAUAAACAGUUUUAGUGACAAAUACUGAAACUAUACUGUUAAAAUGUUAAAGAAGGAAGGACAACCCUUACAAGUAGUCUAAUCUAAGCCCCAUUUUACAGUUGUAAAAUGGUGACUCAUACUGAUUUACCUAAAGUUCCACAUCUGGUAAGGGUAGUUUGUCUACUAAAACCUUGGUGUUUGGUAUCCCUGGAAGGAUUCUUUCCAAUGUAACAUAAUUCCUGACUCUGAAAGGAAAGUGACGAAGUCAAAAUCAAAGAUAAUUUUUAAAAACUAUCACAUAUGCUCAAUUUCAGAGCCUUAGAAAAUGUUCCAAAAGUGGGAUUUGAAGAGAAUAGGGAGGGAGCAGACUCAAAUUGCAAAAAUAAUCUAUAAUCAAUGUAAUCAGAAUAUGAGCAAUCUGAACUUAAUACUGUAUUUUAUAGACUUCAACGAUUUUAAUAUAUGCAUGUUCAAAUGUGGUAUCUUAGCUACACUAGCCAGAACCUAGAUAGUUUUUCUGCUCCACAUUUCUGGGAAAGAAACAAACUCUUGCUGAGAAAUAUUAUUAAAUAAGCCUUGUCACUCAGGUGUUGCUGUGACUCUUGGCCUUGGAGUAUGUCUGUUCCACAAGAGGGUUGGAACUGCUCUGUUAGGUUUGGCCUUGUGGAUGCCCACAGGAAAUUUCAGAUUAUACCCUGCAUACUACCAACUGUCCAAUUUGUAGAAAGUAGUUUCUAACAUUCAGGGUUCACUAUUUAGCAUCUUUGCUGGUUUUCCUACUAGUAACUUUGGGUCAGUCUUGGAGUUUAUGAAUAUUUGAGCAGUACUUGGGUUGCAGAUACACCAGAAAGUCUGGACUGGCUGGAGGUAGAAGGUAGGUGCGGAAGUGGUGUGAACGGCCUAUGAAGUAAGAGAGCCAAAGAGGAGUAGUCUUCAUGAAGGGCUCAGCUACUAUAGGAGGGUGCACACAACCCAUACAAGGGAUAGCCCUGGAGCACCCAGCAAAUGGGAUCAUGAAGUCUGUACCACUGGGCCCUACAUGGUACCUACUACACAAGGCCACUCUGACAAGACCAGGAGAUGUAGUAGAUGCACCUAAUACACAGAAACAAAUAGAGAGGCAGCCAAAAUGAGGAGACAAAGAACCAUGUCCCAAAUGAAAAAACAAUGAAACUCAAGAAAAAGAACUGAACAAAAUGGAGACAAGCAAUCUGCCAGAUGCAGAGUUCAAAACAGUGGUUAUAAGGAUGCUUAUUAAACUUAGGAGAAGAGCAGAUCAACUCAGUUAAAACUUUAAGAGAUAGAAACCAUAAUAUAGAACCAGUCUGAAAUGAAGUAUACAAUAACUUCAAAGAAGAAUACAUUAAAGGGAAUCAACAGUAGCUUAGAUGAAGCCAAGGGUCAAAACAGUAAUUUAGAAGACAAGGUAUCAGAAAACACAAUCAGAACAACAAAAAGGGCAAAACAUUUUUAAGAGUAUAGUUUAAGAGACUUCUAGACAAUAUCAAGUACAAUACCUGUGUCAUAGGGAUACCAGAAGGAGAAGAGAGAAAGUAAGGAAUUGAAAACCUAUUUGAAGAAAUAGUGACUGAAAACUUCCCUAACCAGGCAAAGUAAAUAGAUAUACAAUUCCAGGAAACACAGAAAGUGUUACACAAGGUGAACCCAAAGAGGCCCAUAUCAUAGUUACAGACACAUCAUGACUAAAAUGCCAAAGACUAAAGGCAAAGACAAUCUUAAAAGCAGCAAGAAAAAAGCAGUACGUUAUGUACAAGGGAGCUCCUAUAGACUGUCAGCUGACUUCUCAACAAAACUUCGCAGGGCAGAAGAAAUUGGCAAGAAAUAUUCAAAGUGAUGAAAAGCAAGGACCUGCAACUGAGAUUACCCAGCAAGGCUAUCAUUUAGAAUCAAAGGAGAGAUAAAGAACUUUCCAGACCAGAAAAAGCUAAAGGAGUUCAUAACCACUAAGCCAAUAUUACAAGAAAUAUUAAAGGGACUUCUUUUAGAAGAAGAAAAAAGAUAAAAAAUAUAAAUAAUAAAAUUGCAGUUUUUACAUACCUAUCAACAACUGCUUUAAAUGUAUAUGGACUAAAUGCUCCAAUCAAGAGAUGGAUAGAGAUGUGGUAUAUUUAUACAAUGAAAUAUUAAUCAGCCAUUGAAAAGAAUGAAAUCUUGCCAUUUGUGACAAUAUGGAUAGACCUAGAGAUAUUAUGCUACAUUAUACAAUAUUAUGCUAGGUGAAGUCAGUCAGACAGAGAAAGACAAAUAUCAUAUGAUUUCAUGUAUAUGUGGAAUUAAAAAAACCCAAAUAAACAGAACAGAAACAAACUGAUAGAUACCAAGAACAUUUUGAUGACUGCCAGAUAGGAGGGAAGUUGAAGCAUGGAUGAAAAGGGGAAGGGAUUAGGAUAUACAAAUUUCCAGUUAUUAUUCUUGUAAUUUACACAAGAAUGUAAAGUACGUCAUAGGGAAUAUAGUCAAUGAGAUUCUAAUAGGGUGACCUCCUUGAGUGCAAGCUAUGGCUAACCAUGACUCGGACUUGAUCUUUCGCCACAAAAGCCAUGGUGUUGCCACCAGAAAACUGUGAAAAAUGUGAUGGUAAGUGUGUGAUCUGUGACUCCUAUGUGUGUCCCUGCACCCUGGUGCGCAUAUGUGAUGAGUGUAACUCUGGCUCCUAUCAGGGGUGCUAUGUGACCUGUGGAGGUCCUGGAGUCUCCAGUACUUAUUGUAAGGAGUGCACCCACCAGGAGAAGGACAGAGAUGGUUGCCCAAAGACUGACAAUUUGGGACCUCUAAGAUAGAUCUCUUCUAUGAAUACAAAAAAUAUGACUUUAAGAAGAGGUGAUUGGUGGCUGGCCUCUUCCUCCCCUCAUCCAGCUGCUGGCCUGCCUGAAAAGACUCCUACUACCGCUGACAGAAAGGGAAUGGAGCACAGAUUAUCACCUGAAUCGCCUCUCAGUACACUGGCACCUUCCCAUCCUUUCCUUUCCUCUCAUCCUGAUAAGGUUGAUAGGAAUGGAAAAGGAUUCUUCAGAGAGUAUUGUGGCAGACCAUAUCAGAAAAAAAUGAUAGAUUAGUUCAUGGUCUUUCUCACAUUCAAGAAGCAAGACUGUUUUCCACAUUGAUAAGUUCUCUCUAUACCAAGAGCUUCUAGUAUCAUUUCAGUGUUCUUGAGGAGCUGAUUAUGAAGGUAUCCGUGUUCUACAGCAGCUCUGAUGGCAGUUGUCUUUGAUAAAAUAGCGGCGUGGUAGGGAGCUCACAGAAUAAUAAAUGUGGACAUUUAAUCUUGAUAACACUUACCAGGUAGUGCUGGUUCAUGUUACUGUUCUGACAAAAUGGAAACCCUUUCUGCUGUUACUGUUUUAAUAAAGGAGGUGUUUAUUUUCUGGUAAAAAAUAUAUUCUAAUAACUAUGGUGUCAGGUGGGUACUCGACUUGCCAGGGAGAAUCAUAGGUAAAAAUAAAUGUCUAGUCACUAUGUUAUACACCUGAAACUAAUAUAUUAGAUGUCAACUGAAAUUGAAAAAAUAAAAAAAUAUAUUUUUUAUAAAAAGAAAAGACCCUGGUAACCAAGGGACCACCUCCUCAGCAGAGGAGGAUUGAGUCCUGAGCCAUUACCCAGUUUCUGUAUGGGAUGCAGGCACUUUUAAUAAGUGUGCUGGCUUUUGAAAUAUUUAAAUAUCUUAUACUCUGCCAACUAAUUAAGAGCUUGAGUCUAGACACCAGCCUUAAAGUAAUAUAUUUUAGAACCUACCUAAAUGCACUGCUAUACUUAAUAUGCCAGACCAUUAGCCUCAUAAAUUUAUUUAUUAAAUGCAUUAUCAUUUAUGCCUGUAUAACCACUUGAAUAAUUCUAACAGUGUAUAAUUUUAAUAGUGUAAAUGAAAUUAUUCCAUUGCUUUAAUCCAUGGUUUCUCAAUGUUGGCACAUUUGGGACCAGAUAACCCUUUGUGGGAGGGACUGUCUUGUGUAUUAUAGUACAAUUAUGUUUACUAGCAUUCCUGCGCUCUACCCACUAGAUGCCAACAGAACCCCUCCUAUACCAGUUGGACAACCAAAGAUAUCUCCAAAUCAUCCCUACUUGAACAUCACUGUUUUGAAUGUAUAGUUCAAUUUAGACUUUGCUCUAUAUUUUUUAGAAAUGUAUUUUUUUCCCUAAGAGUGAUGAAUCAGCACUACUUUUUAGCUUCCCAGCUACACAAAAUUAACAGAUGAUCUUUGAAAAUUGUUGGUGUUGCUGGCAACAUAAAAUGCUGAUUUAAAAGAUACUCAGCUUAAUUUGCCUAAUCAAUUGCAAAGAAAGUUAUGUAUCUAGGCAAGGAUUCUGAACACACAUUUGCAAGAAAUAUUUAUUUAACCAAAAUAUUUGGAAAGUAAAAAAUAAAGACAUUUA